Molecule: messenger RNA, 680 nt
Organism: Vitrella brassicaformis
Lineage: Eukaryota; Vitrellaceae
Source: the annotation of a GenBank genome assembly
CUGACCGCGUGGGCGGACUGCUUCACUCAUUCAUCCCUCCAUGAGUCAUCCAUCGUCACGAGUCUCAGUUGCUCUUCGAGCGCUACUCACGUCCGUCAUGCACAACGCACUGCCAGCCAGACAUACGCAUAUAUAUGCAUGCACCCAAACACAUGACUUCAACACAGCUGAUGGAUGACUCAUGAAGCAGAAGCCAAGCACCAAACAACCUCAUCUCGCUCGCUGUCUUCACUCGUCGUCGUCGUCCUCGCCCAGCGGCCGUGUGCUCCACUGCGUCCUCACAAGGGGCGGUUUCUGCUUCUUCAUCGACUCAUGGAAGCACUUCUCAUAGUCGGCCCUCUGCUGCUGACACCGCUGCAUUGCCUCCAGACCAGUGGACGUCUGCCCCGGCUGCGUGUGCUCCUCGAGGCACGCGAAGAACGCCUUGGACACCUCUUCGCACCCCUUGCGCACGAUGGGGAAGAACGGCGGCAUGUGAGUCGGGGCGGCAGGCUGAGCGGCCUCCGAUGGCUUGGAGGCGGCGGGCGGAGAGGCACUCGUGGACUCACUCAUCACUCAAUCCAAGUUGACUCACUACACAUCACAUGAGCACUGAGGCAGAUCUAUCAACAGAGCAGCACAUCAAGGCUAUCAGAACGACGGAAGAAGUCAGCCGACGCUGUACCCUCCCCUAGGGUUCC